AUGAAACUCAUGAUUGAUUUAGAGGCGAAUGUGAGGCAAUUUAUUUGGCCAAGAGUAGGUAAAUAUUUAGAGAAGUUUCAGGCUUUACAGCCAAAAAAAUCACUCUCAAGUAUCCCAUAUGAUACACUCGAAUACAGAAGCAUUUCUUCGAAUGAAAGUUUAGUUACAUGUUACGAAAGCUUCAGAAAUACAAUGGAAAAUGGAGUUAAAAAUGGAAAUAAUCCGGGGAUUCCAAACCGUUCGCCGAAUGAAAUAGUCAUAGUAAGUGAUGAACUUGUGAGCAUCAUCAGCACCACAAAUGACACAAAUAGUUAUAAGGACAUUGAUUUUUCUUGCAUUUCUAGCCUUGAAUUCCCAUCUUCUGAAAUUAAACCUUCCAGACACAUUUCUAAAGAAGGAUCUGAAUGCUCUGCUCCGUUAUUUAAUGAUGAACUCGCAGGAUUGAUUGAGGAUAUGAUACUGGUUCUUGAAGACCCUUACAGAUCAGUAGACCAACUUCCAGAUAUCAAAGAGUUAGAGAUAAAUCUGGACUAUCAUGAGGUGACAAGGGCCCUCAGUAUAGUUUAG
Debaryomyces tyrocola is the source of this 567-nucleotide messenger RNA. The record is from the annotation of a GenBank genome assembly. Lineage: Eukaryota; Fungi; Ascomycota; Pichiomycetes; Serinales; Debaryomycetaceae.